AUGCGAGAAUCGGCAUUAAGGGAUCUCGUUACGAGGGUUGUAGAUAUGGGGAUUUCGACUGAUUCGAGGAUGUUAGUGCAUGCUAUUCAUACCUUGAGUUGCUUGAGUGAACAAACAUUUAAGAAGAAAUGUGAAUUACUUAAGACUUUUGGUUUUUCAGACAGUCAUUGCCUGGUUAUGUUUAGGAAGAACCCAGGUGUUUUUAGGGUCUCUGAGAAGAAAAUGAAGUUAGGAAUUGAGUUCUUUCUUAAUGUGGCAAAGUUUGAUAAGAAUGUUUUGGCUUCUAGGCCAAUUCUUUUGAUGAGUAGUUUGAAAGAUCGUGUGAUUCCUAGAUACCGAGUUUUGCAGAUUGUUAAGUCCAAGAAGUUGUUGAAAACGGAUCGGAGUUUUCUUUACAUCUUGGAAUAUACAGAGAAUGAAUUCUUGGAGUUCAUAUCAAGGUUUCCAGAUGAUGUGGAAGAACUGUUGAUGGCUUACAAAGCUCAUCUUUUGCACACUUGUUCUUCGGAAGAAGAAGAAAACACAUGA
This is a messenger RNA of Durio zibethinus, 528 nucleotides long. The record is from RefSeq and is a predicted model, not a curated record. Lineage: Eukaryota; Viridiplantae; Streptophyta; Magnoliopsida; Malvales; Malvaceae.